Messenger RNA from Oncorhynchus tshawytscha (Chinook salmon), 1501 nucleotides. RefSeq names its product ADAMTS-like protein 1. Gene Ontology annotation, cellular component: extracellular matrix. NCBI's taxonomy places the organism in Eukaryota, Metazoa, Chordata, Actinopteri, Salmoniformes, Salmonidae. Bases 59 to 1069 code for a protein of 336 amino acids. Gene Ontology annotation, biological process: extracellular matrix organization. The transcript has 7 exons. Gene Ontology annotation, molecular function: metalloendopeptidase activity. The record is from RefSeq and is a predicted model, not a curated record.
AUUGAUGGAUUGAUUGACAGGUCCAGCUCCAGACCCAGCUCCAGGCAGAGGUUCGACAAUGUCCCAGCAGUUCAAGGAGCUGAGCAGGAGGAGAGUCCUCAUGGCUUCACGCAUGGGAACCACUGUGACCAUCAGACCUGGAGACAUCCUACGCAUAGGAUGCCCAGUGGUUCCAGACCAUAGAGGGCCUGUCCGUUGGGACUACCAGAACCACACUCUGAAGGAGUCCACCUGGACCGGACCAGACUUUGCCGCAGGACAGAGGCUGGGUCCUGGGCAGAAUCAGGGUCUGGGUUCUGGUCUGGGUCUUCAGUACCGUAUACUGGUGGGAGGUCGUGUUCUGGAGGUGAACACGGUGCAGGGAAGGUUCUCCGGACACUACCGGUGCCAGACCCCCAUCCACGACAACACACAGCUGCUGUCUGCUUGGAUCCACGUCUAUGCUGAAGAGUUUGCGUGGCGUCUUGGGGACUGGACGGCGUGCAGCGCCUCGUGUGGGGACCGGGGGAUGAGGACACGGAGGGUCCGCUGUGUCACGCCAGAGGGACGUGAGGUCACACCCUCCAUGUGUCACCACCUAGACAGACCUGUCUCCUCACAGCUGGCCUGCAACCUGCAUGACUGCCCCCCCAGCUGGGUAGCAUCCGUGUGGUCCAAGUGUUCCACUUCCUGUGGGCGGGGCUGGAGACAGCGGCAGGUGUCCUGUGGGCAGGUGGAGUCGGGGGGAGCGGUGAGGACGCUAGCGCCAUCUGUCUGUGGGAGGAACACGCAGCCUGCAGACAGACAGGAGUGUACCUGCGACAACUGUCCAGCCUGGGUUACCAGCCCCUGGGGAAAGUGCUCGGGGAAAUGUUUGGGUCCCACCCUCACAGUCCAGAAGAGGUCGGUGAUAUGUAGACAUGUCAACGGCACCACACACCCUGACUGUGACCCCAGAGAAAGGCCCGUCUCAGUGCGUAACUGUUCGUCGGAGCUGUGUGACGUACACUGGCGCGUGGGGCCGUGGCGGCGUGCACGGCAGCCUGUGGCAGCGGAUUUCAGUCUCGCAGGGUGGACUGUGCCCACCUGAGGAGUGGCAGAACCCUGGCAGACCAGCACUGCACCUGGCACAGACGCCCAGCCACCUGGCAGCACUGUAACGCCACCACCUGUGGAAGUGAAUGUAAAGACACCACCCACUACUGUGCCGUGGUGAAGAGGUUAAAGCUUUGCCCCCUCGACAUGUACAGGCAGAGGUGUUGUGAGUCCUGUUUACAGGAGGAUGGCUCCACCUAGUGUUCUAGGAGGAAGUUGCCCCUAGAUGCUGGUCUUCGGUUAGUUUUGCAUUUCCUCCACUAGCGGUUAAGGCUGGGAUUGGGGAGGGGAAGCUGAUCCUAGAUCUGUACCUAGAGGAAACCCCUGAGCGUUGAGACACAGUGUGGACAACAUAACUCUUGGAAGCCAAGGAUGGAUGGAUGGAUGGAUGGAUGGAUGGAUGGAUGGAUGGAUGGAUGGAUGGAUG